AUGACAAAGGGAAGCGCACGCAGACGGUCCAAGCAACAGCUUGGUGCCGAGGCGCUGGCGGAGUUGAAGGAGGGCCGUGUUACCCCGUCUCGACCAGAGUGGUCUGAUCGCCGGCCUCUGAGGUUCUGGCAGCCCUUCAACGACUGGUGGCGAAGUGAGCUCGAUCGCUUGGGCAGGCGACCAAACGCCCAGGAAAUCAACGGCUGGUAUGAGGUUCAUGCGUACGACCUCUGGAAGGAGGACGCGCCGUCACUGCAGGAGACGCGCGUGCAUGCAAAGUGCCUCAGGAGCUUGCCCCUGGUCCGGGACUACUUCCGAAACUACCGCGCGAAGAAGCGCUCUAUUGGCGAGCGGUUGGCGGCAAAUCGGCAACGUCGGAGGAGUCUCACGGACCGCAGACUUCCGCUGAACUCCACCUACAUUCCUGGCGAGGGAUUUGGCUACAGGGAGGACGGCGAGGACGGCGACGACGUGGACGAGGGGGAGGAGGAGGACGAGGACACGAGUGCUGCCCACGACCCCGACCAACCAAAUCACCACGAGCCCAUGGACGCCGACCCUGGCGGCGUCUACCCCAUGGGUUUGGGCCUCGAUGUCGAGGGAUAUCUGUCCAGGGACCCCACGGGUGCUGCGGCGGCGGCUGCCGCCGGCCUGGCGCAGUUUGCCUCCCUGCGCGGCGCCAGCGGGGCCAACUCAGUCGCUGCGGCGGCUGCGGCUGCCGCCGCCGGCCUGCCCUUGGAGCUGCUCCACUCGGGCGUACCUUCCCUGCAGUCGUUCAUGGGGUCUUCCGCCGCCGCGCUGGGCUCGGCACUUUGGUCGUCCGCCGCUGCCGCCCAGCCGGCCGCUGUCCUGGAUGCCGGCCGCCAACACUCGGAACUACUUCGCAGCCUCACCCUGCAACAGCUCCAGCAAGCAGCGCUGCAGCAACAGCACCACCAGCACGCGCAGCAGCAGCUAGCGCUCGCAGCCAUUGCGCAGAACCUUGCCCUAUCCCGCGCCGCGGCGGGAAUCCCUGGUAUCCCGGGUUUCCCGCACCACGCCGCGGCACUCGUCCAGCCGCACAGCGCGUACAUGUCCGGCAGGGGCCUGGACGAGCGGCAUGCCAUGGAGGAGGCUGCGUACCGCGAGGGCGAGCAGUACCGGGUGGAGAAGGAGGACGGCGGUGCAACGGGCGGAGGACGGGACGGCCGUGGCGAGGAGGAGGAGGACGAGGAGGGGGAGCAGGACGAGGAGGAGGAGGAGCAUGGAACCGUGGACUUCAUGGAGCUGGUGGCGCAGCAGGCCGCGAACCUGGGUCGGGGCAAGCGCAAGCGCGGCCCGGGGUUGCUCGGUCGGCGACAGGAUUACGAUAUUGAGGGCGUUAUGGGUGGUCGCGAUGCGGAGGGUGAGGGGGAGGACGGCACGGAUACGGAGGAUAGGGCAGGGGCCCCGGGGAGGGCUGUUGGCGCUCGCCGGGUCGGUGCAGCUCAGUUGGCAAGUCGGCAGCGGCGGGGGGCACGGGGCGGCGUCGCGACGCUGAACGGGUUGCCGGCGGCGGCGGUAAAACACAGCACGAGCAGGCGCCAGCCGGUGCGGGCGGGCUCCGUUUCUCCAGAGCCUGCUGGCGGUGGUGCGCGGGUGGGGGAGGGGGAUGAAGGGCGCGAGGGGGACGGGGAGCGGACUGCUGCGGCCCUGGCGCUUGUGCCCUUGGAGGACAUGCAGGUGCCUCCGGCGCUCGGCUUGGAGCCUGUGCCGCGUGAGGCCCUUGUGCGCCUGGCGCACGAGGAGCUGAGCAGUCCUAGCAAGGCUGGAGGGCCCACGCGCGCGGCCUCGGGCAGCGGCGGCGUCCCAACGGAGGUGCAGCGCUCGGGCUCACCGGUCCUGGGCGGCGAUAGCAGCGAACAGCGCACCAAAGCGCGACCCCAUCCGCCUCGGGCGGGAGAUCAGCUGAAGCUUCUGGAGCCGGCGGAGGCGACGGCCGUGUCCGUGCUCGCCGGGAUCGACAUGGCGCCGCAGGCCCCCAUGGCACCGGCGCCCAAAGAGGCGGCGAAGGCGAGUGGCGGAUUCCGUGUUGCCGGAGGUGUUGGUCGCGGAACCGCGGUGCCCCAGCACUCGCGCAACGAGGGCGACAGCGGGCUCCCGGGCCUUAUCCAGCCGGCGCCGCAGCUCCACGGCGUUCUGAAGACUUCCUGGGUAGUGCAGCAGGUGCGUGUGCAGCGUGUGGCGUGGCUGGGCCGGCCCGCAGAGGCCUACCGCGCCGCCCGGUUUGUGAAGGGCAGGUCCGGCGGAGGCAGUGAUGGCGCACUGGAGCACCGCGGCGAAGAGGGCGCCUUGCCGCGUGCUGAGAAGCACCCGGGUGUCUGA
Volvox carteri f. nagariensis is the source of this 2343-nucleotide messenger RNA. RefSeq lists its product as uncharacterized. NCBI's taxonomy places the organism in Eukaryota, Viridiplantae, Chlorophyta, Chlorophyceae, Chlamydomonadales, Volvocaceae. The coding region runs from base 1 to 2343 and encodes 780 amino acids. The transcript has 6 exons. The record is from RefSeq and is a predicted model, not a curated record.